AUGAAGGCGGGCACCGUGCAGAUUGCCUGGCACGGCUGUGACCCAGUGCUCUCUGCCGACUUCCACCCGGUCUCUGGUUUGCUCGCCACUUGUGGCGCCGACAAGGAUAUCAAAGUAUCAGUCAUUUCUCUUUGCUCUCUCGCUCAAGCUCUCGGCUUCCUGUUUGCAGCUCUGGUCCUUUUUCUUCUCUCUAUCUCUCUCCGGUUAACUCCCUACGCAGGUGACGCCCUUGCAUCCGGUGCCGGCGAGCGAGCCUCCAGGUCCCACUUGAACGACGUGCACGACUUGGGCUGGUCAGCCGAUGGAUUGAUGCUUGCGUCUGGAUCUGUGGACAACUCCUGCGUUGUCUGGGACAUGACCAAGUAUGAACCCCUGCAAGUUAUCAAGGAUCACGCACACUACGUACAAGGGGUUGCGUGGGAUCCGAUUGGCUACUACCUGGCGUCCAUGAGCUCGGACAGGACAUGCAGGAUAUAUUCCCGAUCACAAACACCGGGGACAAAGGCGUUUACUUGUCAACGUGUUAUUUCGAAAGCGGAUUUUCCCACUGGGGACAGCAGCGGAGAUGACAUCAAGGUGGGCGUGUCUUCACAAGGCCAGCGUCAACGCAGCAUUCGCUUUUUCAAGGAGAGACUUGUCCAGGUGACUUAG
Selaginella moellendorffii is the source of this 651-nucleotide messenger RNA. RefSeq names its product chromatin assembly factor 1 subunit FAS2-like. The record is from RefSeq and is a predicted model, not a curated record. The transcript has 5 exons. Lineage: Eukaryota; Viridiplantae; Streptophyta; Lycopodiopsida; Selaginellales; Selaginellaceae. The coding region runs from base 1 to 651 and encodes 216 amino acids. Gene Ontology annotation, molecular function: protein binding. Gene Ontology annotation, cellular component: nucleus; CAF-1 complex. Gene Ontology annotation, biological process: DNA replication-dependent chromatin assembly; nucleosome assembly.